Molecule: messenger RNA, 1414 nt
Organism: Panthera uncia (snow leopard)
Lineage: Eukaryota; Metazoa; Chordata; Mammalia; Carnivora; Felidae
Product: interferon lambda-1-like
Exons: 1
Coding region: 485-1057 (190 amino acids)
Biological process (GO): innate immune response; defense response to virus; positive regulation of immune response
Molecular function (GO): cytokine activity
Source: RefSeq, a predicted model, not a curated record
AGAAGCAAAAGUACACGAAUGGGACCACAGCCAACGAAGACUGCGCUUCGAAGGGAAGCCGCCUCUGCCGCUCAGGCACCCUGGCCCACACCCCUCGCCCCGGCACCUGCCUCGGCCUCGGUAAGGGGCUCCCCACAGUCAGCUGAAGGCUGCCCCAGAGAGUCCUAAACGCGACUGUCCAGACCCUGGACUUCUCAGAAACAAGGCGUUCUCCUAUGAGGGAAUUUCAGUUUCUCUUUCCUUCUCGGCACAAGUCCAGGGAAGGGACCCGUCGGAUGCCCUUUCUCUGCGGCUCAGGCAGCCUAGCCCACGGCCACGUGCUCACCUGCUUCAGCGCCUGGCUCCGCCUACUCAGGCCUUUUCAGGCCCAGUGGAGAUUCCAAUUUCCACUUGCCUUUUCACUUUACAUACAUCAGCUGGGAUUGCCCAGCGAGCCUGGCUAAAAGCGGAGCCAUGCGGCCGGGGAAGCAGUCGAGAUCGGGCCAUGGCUCCAGCUUGGGUUGUGGUGCUGGUGACCGUGGGGCUGGGCUUGACCAGCGCGGGCCCUGUCCCCACUUCCAGGCCCCCCCCAACCAGGAGGGGCUGCCACGUGGGCAAGUUCCCACCUCUGUCGCCGAGGGAGCUAGAAGCCUUCAAGAAGGCCAGGGACGCCUUAGAAGAGUCACUCCCGCCGAAGAACUGGAGCUGUGGCUCUCGCCUCUUCCCCAGGACCAGGGACCUGACUCGACUGCAGGCCUGGGAGCGCCCUGCGGCCUUGGAGGCUGAACUAGACUUGACGCUGAAGGUCCUGGGGAACGUGACUGACUCAUCCCUGGGCGUCGUCCUGGACCAGCCCCUUCGUGUGCUGCGCCACAUCCACUCCGAGCUCCAGGCCUGUGUCCGGGCUCAGCCCACGGCGGGACCCAGACCCCGCGGCCGCCUGCACCACUGGCUGCACCGGCUCCAGAGGGCCCCAGAGGAGUCCCAGGGGUGCCUCGAGGCCUCCGUCACGUUCAACCUCUUCCGCCUCCUCACACGGGACCUGAAGUGUGUCACCAGUGGAGACCUGUGCGUCUGAAAACCUGGACCCGACCCCAGCCCGUCCGGGACCCAGACCUUCUGUAUGCACCAGGCCUCAUCCUUCCUUAAGUUAUUUCCUUUCAAUCCCUUAUUUAUGGACCUGCAGCCCCGCUCCAUAGCCAUAGGAAAUGUUUAUUUUUCUACUUUUGUGCAAUGUGCAGCAAAUAAACAGUAAGGAAGAGAGAAAAAAAAGAGCCAACUGCUCCGGAGAUGGAGAGAACAGAGGAACACGUUAAACAACAGUGGGAGCUGCAGUCGGCAAAGUGCAGACUCUAGAGAACUCUAAAGGACUAAAAAUCCAGCUUGACAAAAACAUUUCAAGGAAAAAAAAAGAGAAAGAUAGGGUCCCUAUACU